CAUGCCUCUGUCACCAGUCCCUUCGCACAGAUUGCCAUCCUGGGUGACCACCACAUCUGGGAGUAUGAGGGUACCGAGCAGUACAUGGCUGUGGACGCCAUCUACUGGCAUCAGAGCUACGACUACCAGACACUGGACCAUGACAUCAUGCUGAUGAAGCUGGCUCAUCCCGUCACUGUAAACGAGUUUGUUAAGCCCAUCUCUCUGCCCACGGCCUGUGCCAGCCCUGGAGACAUGUGUGUGGUGUCCGGAUGGGGAAACAUCUACACCGACUCAGUUUUCAACCCUUUCAACCUCCAGUGUGUGGAGGUACCCAUUGUGUCGACCCAGGACUGUGAGGUCUCCUACCCAGGGAAGAUCACAGAGGUCAUGGUGUGCGCAGGCUACCCAGAGGGAGGCAAAGACGCCUGCCAGGGUGAUUCUGGAGGCCCCAUGGUGUGUAACGGAGAGCUGCAGGGCAUUGUGUCUUGGGGUUAUGGCUGUGCUCAACCCAACUUCCCCGGCGUCUACACUAAAGUCUGUGCCCUCAUGCCCUGGAUCAACGAGAUCCUCUCCAGCUAUUAGGCAAUAAACAAUAACAACAAAACAAUAAACAAUGACAAACUUGGACAGGGUCUUG
Alosa alosa (allis shad) is the source of this 619-nucleotide messenger RNA. Its product is annotated as anionic trypsin-2-like. Gene Ontology annotation, biological process: proteolysis. Lineage: Eukaryota; Metazoa; Chordata; Actinopteri; Clupeiformes; Clupeidae. The coding region runs from base 85 to 564 and encodes 159 amino acids. The transcript has 3 exons. Gene Ontology annotation, molecular function: serine-type endopeptidase activity. The record is from RefSeq and is a predicted model, not a curated record.